Messenger RNA from Arabis nemorensis, 372 nucleotides. The record is from the annotation of a GenBank genome assembly. Lineage: Eukaryota; Viridiplantae; Streptophyta; Magnoliopsida; Brassicales; Brassicaceae.
AUGGCCGACUCUCUUUUGGAAAAGGCAACCUCUGCUCUCAGUGAAGCCAAAGAAACCGUCACCACCUCCGCUAAAACCGAUGUCAUGAAGGAUGCUGUGGACAAUGUGGUCACAAGAGGUAUAGAUGGAGCCAAAUCUCUGCUACACGGUUUGGAAGAGAAGAAAGAUGAAGUCUCCUCCAAGAUCAUGGACGCAGUUUCACACUUUACUGGUAGCACUGACUCGGCAGCCUCAACCGCAAACGGUGACUUACCGGUAUCCACAGAGAAUCAGCCACUCUUAGCGGCUGGUGAUCGUGAAGCCGAGCCGUGGUGGAAGAUAUGUUGUGGAGUUCUUGAUCUUCUCAAGGCAUCAUCAUCAUCUACUAGAUGA